Messenger RNA from Prorocentrum cordatum, 1193 nucleotides. Lineage: Eukaryota; Dinophyceae; Prorocentrales; Prorocentraceae. The record is from the annotation of a GenBank genome assembly.
GGCGCCAGGAGUCGGAGGCAGGCCCAGACCUCCCAGACCCCGACACGGCGACCGAGGAGGAGCUGCGCGAGUUCCUCUCCAGCUCGGGCGUGGACCCGUCCCAGGAGUGCGAGGAGCUCCGCGGCCAGGUGCGCAAGAUCACCGACGCGCUGGGCGGCUGGCGCGAGGUCAAGAGGGCCAAGGCCAGCGCUGCCCGCAGCAUGCGGAGGGCCCAGCUGCUGGAGCGCGUUGGAGCGCGCGAGCAGGCCUUGACUAAGGCGAGAGCGCGCCAGCGCCGAGGCAAGGCCUCCAGCAAGGUCGGCCUGUCUGCGGCCGAUCGAGACGUACUGCUUCCUCGACGAGCAGGGCAGGGGCCUGCUGCUGCCUCUGGCUCCCAGGCGGCUUGCUCUGCGGUCGGAUCUGUCGGGCUUCAGGUUGGGAAUCGCACCGAGGCUCUCGGCAGUGCAGCGGGAGACCGCAGCAUAGCAGCGGGAGACCGCAGCGAGCCACCGUUUGGGCAUACUGGCCGAGGUGAUGACGAGGAAGACCGCGGAGGCCGUCUGGGCGGCAACGACUACGGGGAGGUUUGCUCAGGCAUCGGAUCUGCUGGGCUUCCAGCUGGGACGACUGGCGGAGGUGAUGGCAAGGAUGACGCUUGGGGCCGCCCAUUCCCCUUUUCUCACACAGGUGCAGAUGAAGAUGGUAAUCAUGUUCCUGACCGCAAGGGUUCUAUUGUGACUUUCAAUUGCUCUGAGGAGGGCCAGCUAUUGCGCUUCCUCGACUCCUGCGAGCACACUGUGGUGGCUAUACAAGAGCACCACGUCGCAGAGGAUCGUCUUCCAGAUCUGCAGCAUCGAGCUCUGGACCCUGGCUGGCAUGGAGUCUGGAGCUCGGCCACCAAGACGGGCAACCAGGAGGGCACUCAGGCGGGCCUGGCCAUCCUGGCGAAGGGAGACGUGCUGGUCACGGCCCCCCCAGGGCGCUCGACGCCCCACAUGGCGAAUGGGAGAGCGCUGGCAGCCCACGUCCAUUGGGGGGUGCCUGGAGGAUUCAUUGUGAUUUCAACAUAUCUUUAUGUGAAUGAAGGCCUCUCUGAUAAUAACGUUCGCAUCUUGGCAGAGAUCUGUGAAUACAUUGAAGUUGUCAACGCGAUGGGUCUUGAUUGGAUCGUCGCGGGAGACUUCAACCUGGAGCAGGCCGAGUUCGGAGACAUG